Sugiyamaella lignohabitans is the source of this 1203-nucleotide messenger RNA. RefSeq lists its product as uncharacterized. Gene Ontology annotation, cellular component: membrane. Gene Ontology annotation, molecular function: magnesium ion transmembrane transporter activity. Gene Ontology annotation, biological process: magnesium ion transport. The transcript has a single exon. Lineage: Eukaryota; Fungi; Ascomycota; Dipodascomycetes; Dipodascales; Trichomonascaceae. Bases 1 to 1203 code for a protein of 400 amino acids. The record is from RefSeq and is a predicted model, not a curated record.
AUGGGCAUGCUAGAAGAUAAAUAUAUUGGCCUAGGGCUGGCUAUCUCGUCAUCUCUAGCCAUUGGUACAUCAUUUAUUAUUACGAAAAAAGGACUUAUUUCUGCAUCUUCAAAUCAUGGUUUCGAUGGCGAUGGCUAUCAAUAUCUAAAGAAUCCAGUUUGGUGGGCUGGUAUGCUAACAAUGGUAGUUGGCGAAGUAGCCAACUUUGCAGCCUAUACCUUUGCCCCCGCUAUUCUAGUGACACCUUUAGGCGCUCUGUCAGUUAUCAUUGGUGCAGUCUUAGCCGCUAUAUUUUUAAAAGAAGAGCUAGGUAUAUUAGGAAAGCUAGGCUGUGCUAUUUGUUUGAUUGGCUCUCUUAUCAUCGUUUUGCAUGCUCCUCCAGACAAGGAUAUUCAAACUGUUGAUGAGAUUCUAAAUUAUGCUGUACAGCCAGGAUUCCUCUUUUACGUAACCAGCGUAGGGGUGUUUACAUUGGUGAUGAUAUACAAAGUGGCCCCCAAAUAUGGUAGAAGAAAUCCAAUGGUAUAUGUUUCUAUUUGCUCUACAGUAGGAUCUGUGUCAGUGAUGUCGAUUAAAGGAUUUGGUAUCGCCGUUAAGCUAACUCUUCAAGGCAAUAAUCAAUUCACGCAUCCUUCAACCUACGUCUUUGCCAUUGUCGUUGGACUGUGUAUUGUUACUCAGAUGAACUACUUUAACAAGGCACUUGAUCAGUUCGAUACGUCCAUUGUCAAUCCUCUUUAUUAUGUGACUUUUACGACGGCCACAUUGUGUGCCUCGUUUAUUCUUUUCAAAGGGUUCAACACUUCGAAUGCAGUAAAUACUAUCUCACUUAUUUGCGGAUUUCUUAUCAUUUUCAGUGGUGUCUACCUUCUCAAUGUCAGCAGAUCUGAUGGUGAUGGCAACCAGUUAAUGGCUCUCAAGUCAGUUGAGGGUAUGCCGAUGGAGAAUACGAUUGCUGGAAUUCAGACUAGGCGAAGCAUACAAAUGCAUCGUCGUAGUGGCUCAUUUCGCAACUACGACGACGAAGAAGCCUUUGGACUCACAGCUCUUGACGAAGAGUUCACUAGCGAUUUAGAUGAUGAUGCUCGUUCUCUAAAUGCCCACAAUUCCAAUUCUACGGGAAGGCAUGAACCAAAAAAUCGCACAUCCUCGGGCCAGAGUGAACGGUUAUUACGGUUUGCUUCACGGGACAAUGUUGCGUAA